AUGCCUGAAGUGAAGAACCAUCCAGAAACUCUACCAAAGUGGUGGAAAGAAGCUACCGUUUAUCAAAUCUACCCAGCUAGUUUCAAGGACUCGAAUAAUGAUGGUUGGGGUGAUAUGAAAGGUAUUGCUUCAAAGUUGGAGUACCUAAAAGAUCUUGGCAUCGAUGCCAUUUGGAUUUCUCCUUUCUAUGAUUCUCCGCAGGAUGAUAUGGGUUAUGAUAUUGCUAAUUAUGAGAAGGUUUGGCCUACUUAUGGCACCAAUGAAGAUUGCUUCAAAGUGAUUGAAAAGACCCAUGAAAUGGGUAUGAAAUUUAUUACGGAUUUAGUUAUCAACCAUUGUUCCAGUGAACACGAAUGGUUCAAGGAAUCUAGAUCCUCCAAGACUAACCCUAAGCGUGAUUGGUUUUUCUGGAAAACACCAAAGGGUUAUGAUGAGAAUGGUGCUCCAAUUCCACCAAACAAUUGGAGAUCUUACUUUGGGGGGUCUGCUUGGACUUUUGAUGAACAUACCAAGGAAUUCUACUUGCGUUUAUUCGCGGAGACUCAACCCGAUCUAAACUGGGAAAACGAGGACUGUAGAAAGGCCAUUUACGAAAGUGCUGUGGGUUACUGGUUGGACCACGGCGUUGACGGUUUCAGAAUCGAUGUUGGUAGUUUGUACUCCAAGGUUCCAGGUUUGCCAGAUGCUCCAGUUGUUGACAAGGGCUCUCCAUGGCAAAGCAGUGACCCAUACUGUUUGAAUGGACCAAGAAUUCAUGAGUUUCACCAAGAAAUGAACAAAUUUAUCAGAACCAGGGUCAAGGAUGGUAAAGAAAUUAUGACUGUCGGUGAAAUGCAACGCGCCCCUGAUGAGGUCAAGAAAAUGUACACCAGUGCAGCCAGACACGAAAUGGGUGAAUUGUUCAAUUUCACCCAUACCGAUCACGGUACUUCUCCAUUGUUCCGUUACAAGCUGGUUCCCGCUAGUUUCAAGAGCUGGAAAUUGGGUUUGGCAGAAUUGUUCACCUUCAUCAACGGUACCGACAGUUGGUCCACAGUCUAUUUGGAGAACCAUGAUCAACCUCGUUCUAUUACUAGAUUUGCAGACGAUUCUCCCAAGUACCGUGUUACCUCUGGUAAACUUUUGUCCGUUUUGCUAACUGCUUUGGCUGGUACUCUAUAUGUUUACCAAGGCCAAGAAUUGGGUCAAAUUAAUUUUAAAAACUGGCCAGUUGAAAAAUACGAAGAUGUUGAAGUGAGAAACAACUACGCCAUUAUCAAGAAGGAACACGGUGAAAACUCCCAAGAAAUGAAAGAUUUCUUGGAAGGUAUUGCCUUGAUCUCUAGAGAUCACGCCAGAACUCCAAUGCAAUGGUCCCACGAAGAACCAAAUGCUGGUUUCUCCGGUCCUGGAGCCAAGCCAUGGUUCCACUUGAACGAAUCCUUUAGAGAUGGUAUCAACGUUGAAGAUGAAAGCAAGGACCCAAACUCUGUCUUGAGUUUCUGGAAAAAGGCCUUGAAAUUCAGAAAGGAACACAAGGACGUCGCCAUUUAUGGUUACGAUUUUGAUUUCAUCGACCUGGACAACGAGAAAUUAUUCAGUUUCACCAAGAAGUAUGGUAAAAAAACCCUUUUUGCUGCUUUGAACUUCAGCUCCGAAAAUCUUGACUUCCAGAUUCCAAGCGAAGGUUCCUAUAAAUUGGUUUUCGGUAACUACGCCGAUGGCAACGUUGAGGACGCAUCCAAGACUUUGAAGCCAUGGGAGGGAAGAAUCUACAUUCAUGAUAGUUCCUCCUUAUUGCAAACCGUCAAGGACAAGAUCUUUAUGCGUGAAUGA
Torulaspora delbrueckii is the source of this 1815-nucleotide messenger RNA. Its product is annotated as alpha-glucosidase. The transcript has a single exon. Bases 1 to 1815 code for a protein of 604 amino acids. NCBI's taxonomy places the organism in Eukaryota, Fungi, Ascomycota, Saccharomycetes, Saccharomycetales, Saccharomycetaceae. Gene Ontology annotation, molecular function: alpha-amylase activity. Gene Ontology annotation, biological process: oligosaccharide catabolic process. The record is from RefSeq and is a predicted model, not a curated record.